CUUGCCCAUGCCCAAGCUAACCCUCCCUGGGGCCUGGUGAAUCAGAGAGGGCUGCCCCGGCCCCCCUAACCUCAGAAAUGGGAGAGGGGAUGGGCCCUGCUGCUCACUAUACCCAGGGGCUGGCCCCAUGACACCAUGCACUUGUCCCAGAAAAGAAAGUCUUUCCUGAUAAUUUGAUCCAGGCCUUCAUACACCUGAAAAAGGGGGAAACCUGCUACCCUGCCCCCCCACUCCCGCCCAACACACGCACAUACACUUGCCCUGCACCCCUUUCCAGAUGGACUGAGCCACCUUUGUGACAUCACAUGAUUCUGCAGACAAUCACCCAGUACUGAAGCCCUAGCGCUCUAUGGGUGGUACGGGGCAGUCUGGACUCCACAGGACAGGGCUAAUUCCCUUGAAUACAGAAGGCCCCUGAUGCCCCAGUAGUGCCAUGGACAGUUUAAUUAACAAAGCCAAUUUCGAGGCUAUGCUAGACCCGGCUGCCGGUCAGGAGCAAGCGAGGGCAGUCCCGCCUCAGCCUCUACCUGGACACAACGAGGGCUCCAGGGAGGUCUCAGGAAGGGGCAGGGACUUCGGCAGGUGCCAAGGUCCAGGUUCCCUGGAGCUGCAGCUACCAGAGAGCCCGAAGCAGCCCGAGGCCAUCGAGGAAGGUGGCGCCAGCACUGCUGCGCUCUCGUUCCCCAGGAAGCUGUGGAGCGUGGUGGAGAACGAGGCCUUCAAGUCCGUAGGCUGGAACGAGGAUGGGGACGCCGUGGUCAUUCAGGUGGACCUCUUCCAGAGGGAGAUGCUUGACCAGAGAGACCCACAGAGGAUUUUUGAAGCAGACGACCUGAAGAGUUUCACUGACCAACUUCGUCUGUAUGGCUUCAGACAGAUCCGUGCACCAGGCUCCCAGGUUCAGCCCUGGGGGGCCGAGAGGAUGAUGACGUACCACAACUCCAACUUUCAGAGAGGCAAGCCCGAGCUCCUUGAGAACAUUUGGAGGAAAGGAGACCUCCGAAACCCUGCUUGGCAAGGAACCUGUGAACCGAUUCUACUGAGGAAGCCCGCCUGGCAAGUAAUAGAUGAUCCGAAGAAGGAAAAGAAGCCGGUAGCCACCAGACACUCCCCACGAUUCCCCAAGGCAUGGAGGAAGGCACGGAAGGAGGCCUCCCUAGCGAGGGGCAGCAGAGGCCAGAAGCCCACGGUGUACUCCGGCGUGUGGGCUAUGAAAAGUAUCACAGCAGGGCAAGGCAUGAGCACCCCGUCACCUCAGGCGCCAAGGGGCUGCAGUGGGGAGGGCACCCCUAGGCAUGCCACGUCCACAGCUCCAGGUGCCGACGCAGUGACAGGCGAGGACACGGAGGCCAGCAGCUCCUCGGCUUACCGCAAUCACUGCAGUCUGAUGACUCUCUACAACACCUGCUAUUCCAUCGCGCUGACCGCCCUCUCCGCCAAGACCCCAGAUGAGCAGUCUGACGAGGAGGAGCAGGAGGGCUCCUCAGACUACAAGACCGUGCUGUGUGAGCGGGUGAGGGACAUGCCACCGCAGUGAGCUCACCUGCUGGUGACGCCAGGCGACGCCAUUCCCAGGAGGCUACCUGCCUCCAGUCUUAAUAAAGAGGAGCUGUGCCCUGGGGGGAAAUAAAGGACAGACCUUAGA
Cavia porcellus (domestic guinea pig) is the source of this 1645-nucleotide messenger RNA. RefSeq names its product heat shock transcription factor family, X-linked member 4 (gene Hsfx4). The coding region runs from base 434 to 1537 and encodes 367 amino acids. Gene Ontology annotation, biological process: regulation of DNA-templated transcription. The transcript has 2 exons. The record is from RefSeq and is a predicted model, not a curated record. Gene Ontology annotation, molecular function: DNA-binding transcription factor activity; sequence-specific DNA binding. Lineage: Eukaryota; Metazoa; Chordata; Mammalia; Rodentia; Caviidae.